This is a messenger RNA of Homalodisca vitripennis (glassy-winged sharpshooter), 744 nucleotides long. RefSeq lists its product as uncharacterized. NCBI's taxonomy places the organism in Eukaryota, Metazoa, Arthropoda, Insecta, Hemiptera, Cicadellidae. The record is from RefSeq and is a predicted model, not a curated record. The transcript is spliced from 3 exons. Gene Ontology annotation, cellular component: transcription regulator complex; nucleus. The coding region runs from base 1 to 744 and encodes 247 amino acids. Gene Ontology annotation, biological process: regulation of transcription by RNA polymerase II.
AUGUCUAACCCUAAGUACAUGUACUCGUCUGUGAAGAAUGAAAUUUGGGAGAAGAUAGGUGCUGAAAUGAAUUUAGAUGGAGGAACAUGCAAAGCCAGGUGGAAUAAUAUUAGAGAUACCUACAGGAAAUCUAUGAAAAGAACUGCAACGAAAAGUGGACAAGCAGCAAAGAAGAUUAAGCUGUACAAAUAUUCAAACCAAUUGAGCUUCCUACAAAAGUAUUUGGAUGAAAGGGAAACUUUGAGUAGUUUCAGUAUUGAAGACCAAACUAGUGACACACAGGAGGAGCAGCUCGAAGAUACAACUGCUAAUAUAACUGAUGACGAUGUUCAGACUAUAGAGAUAUUGAGGAAUGAAAAUACCAAGGAACAAGUGAUAACACCAACCAUACAGACACACAAAAAAUCAACAUUUCAACUACCUCCAAAGCCUUGUGUGAAAGCCAAAAAACCUAAACCAGCGGAUCACCCAGUCGAUAUUUUCUUAAACGCAAUGGCACAACCAUUAAAAACUCUUUCACCGUAUAAUUGGCAUCUAGCCAAAUCAGAAAUCUUUAGCGUUGUUCAAAAAUAUGAAAUGAAAACACUCACCGGACAACUACAACCGUAUGACAUUCCCGGUAGUUCUAUAAAUCUUCAACACUCUUCAACGCCUUCUCCUUCAACAUCGCAAUCACAGUCGAAUGACUCCAUCUACAUGGAUGACACUGCUACUGGCGCAACUGGAGAAUCAAACAUUCUGUAA